Amborella trichopoda is the source of this 1440-nucleotide messenger RNA. Its product is annotated as 14-3-3 protein 9. Lineage: Eukaryota; Viridiplantae; Streptophyta; Magnoliopsida; Amborellales; Amborellaceae. The record is from RefSeq and is a predicted model, not a curated record.
CUCCCUCUCUCUCUCUCUCUCUCCUAGAAACCCCAUUUAUUGUAUGGAACAUCUCCCUCUUCCUCUCUCUGCAAGAAAACUGUGAUUGUAUCUUGGACGCAGUAGCCAACAGGCGUGGCCAUGGAGGCUGAAGCAGAAAAGAGAAAGAACUUGUUGUCCAAGGCGAAGGCCGCCAUGGAGUCCGAAUGCUACGACCAGAUGGUCCAUUUCAUGAAGGAAGCGGUGGAAAGCAUAAAGAACGGCCUUAACGAAGAAGAGCGCAGACUCCUGUGGACUGCAUACCUGAAGUCUAUGGAUGCACGCUUGGCUUCAUGGCAGAACGAAAUGUCCAGAUCUCAUGUUGAGGUCGAUCCACAACAAUUGGAGGCCGUCAAGCACAAACUUUACACUAUCGAGUCCGAGAUUGUGUCCAUGUGCUCCGAAUUUCAUGUCCUCAUCGACAAGCAUUUCAUUGUCGACGAUAACUCGGUUGAGGAAGAUGUCAUUGCCUACUUGUUAAAGGGCGACUUAGAUCGCUAUGUUGCCGAGGUCAGGCCUGAUGAUAGCCGAAAGUUUGCAGCCGCUUGUGAAGCUCAUCUUUCCUACCUAGUUGCCACUACUAUUGCGAAUGAACCAGGGACCGACGUCAGUGACUCCACACGCAGAUGGCUCGAUAAGAACUUUUCAAUUCUCAAGACCGAGUUCUUCAGCACCGAAGUCGCCAAGAAGGAUUUCCGUGAGUACAUACUUAAAUGGUGUGAGACCGAAAUGGAAGUCUACGAGGGCAAUGAACGCGAGUUGUACAAUCUUCAAAAAAGCAAGAUAAAACGCAAAUUAUAUCGAGCUAUGGUGUUAAAGGCUAUUCUCGAUGAGGAUGUACUAGUGCCAGUUCCAGUACCAGUGACAGUGCCAGUACCAGUGCCACCACCCGAGAAUGCACUCUAGGAUUCCAUGGCUGAACUGGGUGAGAUGAAAAAGGAAGGGCAGCCUCAUGGACAUCCGUGAUGAAAACUUUAAAAAAUUGAGAUUGGAUCCAUCUAUGGUCUCUCUCGCAACCUCUUUACCCCCUGCUCCAUUUCUUUUCAACUUCAUUUUUCUUCUUCUUUUUUUGGGUUGAGUGAUCCUUUAUCUUGUUAUAAACUAGUCACUUUUGCUUGUUUCUCGAUUCGUGUAAGGUGCAAGAGACCCUUCCACCCUUUCCACCUUUUCUUAAUCCAUUUAAGGAUUUGAACCCAGGAGAUAAGGGGGACAAAGUCUCAGAAGGUUUCACCAUCUCUACAUAUCUACUCUUUUCUGCUCUUCUUUGGUUUUUCUUCUUCGGUGUUAUACUUCUUGUAGAAUAUGGAGAAUGAUGAAUGUAGUUUUCCUGAUGAGCUGGGCUUCCAUACGCAACGCCACCAUCGAGCUCGGUUACUGUACAAACACUCAUUCAUUGUGUCAAAUUACAAUGUGCAUUUAUUU